Messenger RNA from Varanus komodoensis (Komodo dragon), 798 nucleotides. RefSeq names its product homeobox A9 (gene HOXA9). Gene Ontology annotation, molecular function: DNA-binding transcription factor activity, RNA polymerase II-specific; RNA polymerase II cis-regulatory region sequence-specific DNA binding. Gene Ontology annotation, biological process: regulation of transcription by RNA polymerase II; DNA-templated transcription; embryonic skeletal system morphogenesis. The coding region runs from base 1 to 798 and encodes 265 amino acids. Lineage: Eukaryota; Metazoa; Chordata; Lepidosauria; Squamata; Varanidae. The record is from RefSeq and is a predicted model, not a curated record. Gene Ontology annotation, cellular component: nucleus. The transcript has 2 exons.
AUGUCGUCCUCCGGGGCGCUGAGCAAUUACUACGUGGACUCGUUCCUCCUGCACGAGGGCGACGAGCUGGUGCAGGCGCGCUACGGCGCGGCCCCGCUGGGCCAGCCGGCGCGGCAGGCGGCCCUGGGCGAGCACGCCGAGUUCGCGCCCUGCAGCUUCCAGUCGAAGGCGUCGGUCUUCGGCGCCUCCUGGAACGCCGUGCACCCGCCGGGCGCCGGCAACGUGCCCGCCGCCGUCUACCACCCGUACGUGCAUCCCCAGGCACCGCUGGCAGCGCCCGAGGGCAGGUACAUGCGUUCGUGGCUCGAGCCGCUGCCGGGCUCCCUGUCCUUCCCGGGCUUGCCGGCCAGCAGGCAUUACGGCAUUAAACCGGAACCGCUCUCGGCCAGGAGGGGUGACUGUACCACCUUUGACACGCACGCACUCUCUCUGACUGACUAUGCUUGUGGUUCUCCUCCAGCUGAUAGGGAUAAGCAAGGCAACGACGGGCCGUUCUCGGAAAACCACCAGCACCCCGGCGAGAGCGAGGCAAACGGAGACAAGCCCCCGCUGGACCCAAAUAAUCCAGCUGCAAACUGGUUGCAUGCAAGAUCCACCCGAAAAAAGCGGUGCCCUUACACCAAGCACCAGACACUGGAGUUGGAAAAGGAGUUUUUGUUCAACAUGUAUCUGACCAGGGACCGGCGGUAUGAAGUGGCCAGGCUCCUGAAUUUAACCGAGAGACAAGUGAAAAUCUGGUUUCAGAACCGGAGGAUGAAAAUGAAGAAAAUCAACAAAGACCGAGCGAAAGAUGAAUGA